Molecule: messenger RNA, 597 nt
Organism: Puccinia triticina
Lineage: Eukaryota; Fungi; Basidiomycota; Pucciniomycetes; Pucciniales; Pucciniaceae
Exons: 7
Coding region: 1-597 (198 amino acids)
Molecular function (GO): phosphatase activity
Source: RefSeq, a predicted model, not a curated record
AUGAACAGACGAAACUCCUCCAGGGAGAACUCCAAACACCCCGAGCAGCAGCAAAGCCUCUUCGACCCGCUGCCCCAUCUCCCCUCCAGGCUCCGCCAGGCCACCCUCAAGCUCGUCCCGCCCCCCAACUUCGGAUUCAUCGAGGGCUCGCUCUUCAGGGCCGGCGAGCCCGCCGAGCUGAGCCUCAACUUCAUCCAGCGCCUCGGCCUCCACUCCCUCCUCUGGCUCGCCCCACACCCCCCCAGCCUCCAGUUCCAGGAGUUCCUGCUGCUCCACUCGAUCAACUUCCACGACCUCGGCAUCCAACACGCCGCCUCGCUCGAUGCAGUCACCGAAGAGGCCGUCACCCACGCCCUCCAGCUCAUCCUCAACCCCUCCAUCUACCCGCUCAUGAUCAUGUGUGGAGGCGGAUCCCAUCGCACCGGCACCGUUGUCGGCUGUCUGCGCAAACUCCAGGGCUGGAACCUGGCCUCGAUCUUCGAAGAGUAUCGCAGAUAUGCAGGCGCCCAACACCACAUCAUGAACGAACAAUUCAUCGAGUUCUACAACCAGAUCUACAAAAUCGCUACCCCCUCGGGCCUACACCUCCAAAACUAA